Molecule: messenger RNA, 4475 nt
Organism: Centruroides sculpturatus (bark scorpion)
Lineage: Eukaryota; Metazoa; Arthropoda; Arachnida; Scorpiones; Buthidae
Gene: TppII
Product: tripeptidyl-peptidase 2-like
Exons: 33
Coding region: 198-4460 (1420 amino acids)
Biological process (GO): proteolysis
Cellular component (GO): cytosol
Molecular function (GO): tripeptidyl-peptidase activity; serine-type endopeptidase activity
Source: RefSeq, a predicted model, not a curated record
AUUCCGAUGUGUUUGGUAUCGCCGUGGGUUACCGUCGUCGCAGACAUUGGUGGUGUGCAUGAGAUCGUUCACAUUGUUACUCUAUUAUAUUUUAUGCAUGCAGUUUAUGCUGUCUAAAAAUUACUUGUGUAACCUACGAAUAUAAAAUUUUUUAUUUUUGCUGAUUCGUUUUUUCCAUCAAAUUUUGAUUGUUUAGUAUGGCAAAUGAUAAUAAGAUUGAUUUUCCUGUGUGGGGUUUGUUACCGAAGAGAGAAACGGGUGUUGCGGCAUUUCUUAGCAAAAAUCCCGAAUACGAUGGUAGGGGAGUAAUUAUCGGUAUUCUGGAUUCGGGUAUUGAUCCUGGUGCACCUGGAUUGCAGAAAACUAGUGAUGGAAAGCCAAAAAUUAUUGACAUGAUGGAUGCUUCUGGGGCAGGAGAUGUUGACACAUCUAAAAUAGUAGAGGCAACAGAUGGAGAAAUUGUUGGAUUGACUGGAAGAAAAUUAAAGAUUCCUUCAUCUUGGAUAAAUCCUAGUGGAAAAUAUCAUAUAGGAAUUAAAAAUGCAUAUGAUUUAUAUCCAAAAUCAUUAAAAGAAAGAAUUCAGAAAGAGAGAAAAGAAAAGCAAUGGGAUCCAAAUCAUAAAUUAUUAUUAGCAGCUGCAAUUCGUGAACUUCAAGAAUUUGAUGAUAAACAUCCAAACACUAAUCAGAUUCCUUCAUCUUGGAUAAAUCCUAGUGGAAAAUAUCAUAUAGGAAUUAAAAAUGCAUAUGAUUUAUAUCCAAAAUCAUUAAAAGAAAGAAUUCAGAAAGAGAGAAAAGAAAAGCAAUGGGAUCCAAAUCAUAAAUUAUUAUUAGCAGCUGCAAUUCGUGAACUUCAAGAAUUUGAUGAUAAACAUCCAAACACUAAUCAGCUAAAUCAAGAUGAUCGCUUUCAACGAGAUGAACUUGAAGCAAGGGUUGAUGUUCUCAACUCAUUAGAUAAAAAGUAUAAUGAUCUUGGCCCAGUUUAUGAUUGUGUUGUAUUUCAUGAUGGAAAUACUUGGAAAGCAGCAGUGGAUAUAAGUGAAACUGGAGAUCUUGAAUCUUGCACUUUACUUAGUUCAUAUCGUGAAAUGAUGCAAUAUGCUGUUCUAACUUCUAAAGAUAUGCUAAAUUAUUCUAUUAACAUAUAUGAUGAUGGGAAUCUUUUGGAAAUUGUCAGUAUGUCAAAUAUGCUAAAUUAUUCUAUUAACAUAUAUGAUGAUGGGAAUCUUUUGGAAAUUGUCAGUAUGUCAACAUCUCAUGGCACACAUGUUGCAAGUAUUGCUGCAGCAUACUUUCCUGAUGAACCAGAGAGAAAUGGUAUUGCACCAGGAGCACAGAUUGUUAGCAUAGGUAUUGGAGAUUCUCGUUUGGGAUCUAUGGAAACUGGCUCAUCUCUAGUAGCAGCAGUGGAUAUAAGUGAAACUGGAGAUCUUGAAUCUUGCACUUUACUUAGUUCAUAUCGUGAAAUGAUGCAAUAUGCUGUUCUAACUUCUAAAGAUAUGCUAAAUUAUUCUAUUAACAUAUAUGAUGAUGGGAAUCUUUUGGAAAUUGUCAGUAUGUCAACAUCUCAUGGCACACAUGUUGCAAGUAUUGCUGCAGCAUACUUUCCUGAUGAACCAGAGAGAAAUGGUAUUGCACCAGGAGCACAGAUUGUUAGCAUAGGUAUUGGAGAUUCUCGUUUGGGAUCUAUGGAAACUGGCUCAUCUCUAGUGCGUGCUAUGAUUAAAGUUAUGGAAUCAAAUUGUGAUGUGAUAAAUAUGAGUUAUGGUGAACAUUCCCAUUGGUCAGGAGGACGAGUUUUAGAAAUUUUUCAUCAAGUAAUUAAUAAAUAUGGUGUCACUAUGGUUGUCAGUGCUGGAAAUCAUGGGCCUGCAUUAUCUACAAUUAGUACUCCAAGUAGUUAUAGUUCAUCAAUUAUUGGUGUAGGAGCUUAUGUUUCUCCAGAUAUGAUGAUAGCGGAAUAUUCUUUAAGAGAAAAAAUGCCAGGAAUGGGAUAUACAUGGACAUCAAGAGGACCUUCAAUGAUUGGAAGUUUAGGAGUUAGUGUAUGUGCUCCUGGAGGAGCAAUUACUUCAGUACCAAAUUGGAUGUUAAGAGGAUGCCAGUUGAUGAAUGGAACAUCUAUGAGUUCUCCACAUGCAGCAGGCUCUGUUGCUUUAUUGAUUUCAGGUCUUAAGGCUAAAAACAUACAAUGUUCUCCAUUUAGUAUAAGACGUGCAAUAGAAAAUACCGCUCUUAAAAUUGAAUCCUUUGAUUCAUUUAGCAUGGGCCAUGGCUUAUUACAAGUUGAAAAAGCUUUUGAGCACUUGGAAAAAUUUUCUAAUUGUUUAGAAAAUGAUAUCCGUUUUAACAUAACAUGUGGAUCAGGUAUGAAUGGUAUUUAUUUACGAGAAAGUCAUCAAUUGCAACGCCCUUCAAUCAUUAAUGUUACUGUAGAACCAAUAUUUCUUAAUGAUCAAAAUACAGAUCCAAAGAAAAAAAUAAAUUUCCAAUUGAAUCUUAAACUUAUUUGUGAUGCUUCAUGGAUUCAUUGCUCGUCUCAUUUAAAUCUUAAUUACACAAGUAGAACAUUUGCAGUUGAAGUGGAUCCUGUUGGACUUCCUAAUGGAGCUCAUUAUACUUCAAUUAGAGCUUUUGAUGCUUCAUGUAUUGAGAAAGGUCCUGUAUUUGAAAUACCUAUUACUGUGAUAAAACCACAAAGGUUUCCUGUGACACCAAAUUGGAAAUUAAGUUUUAAUGAUGUAUUAUUAGUACCGGGUAUUAUAAAGAGAGAGUUUUUAGAAGUUCCUGUAGGAGCAACUUGGGCAGUUGUUAAUAUACAGUCAGCAGACAGUCAACACGAUGCUCAUAUUGUUGUACAUGCAGUUCAGAUACGUCCACAAUGCUCAGUUAAAACCAAUGAAUUCCAUAAAAUGUUCUUCUUGAAUGCUCUUGCUGAAGUGACAUGUUCAUUUCCAGUUCAGGAGAGAAGAACACUUGAAUUAUGCAUAGCAAAAUGGUGGGCUAAUGUUGGUAAUUUAUUAAUAAGUUAUAAUAUCUCAUUUCAUGGCGUACAACCUAAUCAACAAAGCAUAGUUAUGCAAGGAGCUGAAAGUAUUCAUCGAAUAGAUGUUGCUUCAUUUUUGAGAUAUGAAGAAAUAAUGCCUGCUGUGACCCUGAAAUCCUAUGUUACUGUUCUUCGACCUUCUGAGAAUAAAAUUCAACCUCUUGGAUGCAGAGAUAUUAUACCUGAAGGACGUCAAAUAUAUGAACUGGUUUUAACUUACAAUUUUAACAUUAGUAAGAGUACAGAAGUGACUCCAGUGUGUCCAUUGUUAUCAGAUUUAUUAUAUGAAUCAGAAUACGAAUCUCAAAUGUGGAUGAUAUUUGAUUGUAAUAAGCAACUUCUAGGUAUUGGUGAUGCUUAUCCCAACAAGUAUUCUGUGAAAUUGGAUAAAAGUGAUUAUGUGAUGCGAUUUCAAGUUCGACAUGAGCAACGUUCUCUUUUGGAGAAAUUGACAGAUAUGCCUUUUCUACUCCAACAGAAACUUCCUUCUUCUCUUUCUUUAGAAGUAUAUGCAACUUAUUCACAAGCAAUAAUUGGUGGGAAAAAAUUUGCAAACAAAACACUUCCUCCUGGUGUUUCAUGUCCUGUCUUCUUUCCUCCUUUAAAUACUGAAAAGCUUCCAAAGGGUUACAGUGCUGGUCAAUAUUUAUUAGGAACAGUAUCUUUUUCUAAAGAUGAACUUGGAAAAAAAGCUGAUUCAUAUCCUUUUAAAUAUAUAAUACCAGAAGCUCCCAAAAAAGCAUCAAAAUCAACACCUGAAAAAGAAAAAUCUUUAGAAGAAGAAUACAAAGAAGCAAUAAGAGAUUUAAAAGUGUCAUGGGUGGCAAAAUUACCUAAUAAAGUAUCAUAUGAACUGUUUAAAGAAAUAAUAGAUGUGGAUAUGAAGCAUAUUCCUGUUCUUCAGGCUCGUCUUCAAGCAUUGGAUGCAGAUAAGGUAAUAGAUUUUAAUUUUAUUCUCACUGAAUGCAUUUUGUUUUUUAGCCAAGAAAAACAGAAAUCUGCUGUUAUUGAAGCUUUAGUAAAAAAAGGAAUAGCAUUAUGUGAUAUCUAUAAAUUUUCACAAAAUACUGAUUCUAUUAAAGAAAAACCAGAACCAACAGAAGUUACUUCAGAAGAAAAGAGUGAUGUUGAAAAUGAAUUAUCAAAACAAGAAACAAAAGAUAGUGAUGGCAAUAAUGUGACAGAAAAAGAAUCUGAGGAAACUGAUAAGAAAACACCUGUCUCAUCAACAUCAAAUAGUUUAGAAGAAAUAAAUAAAAUUUAUAGUGAAUUACAAAAGUGGACAGACAUGUCAGAUUCAAAGGUAUUGUCAAUUUAUUUAUUUGCAACAGAAUUUAAAAUCUGGCGUUUAAAUAUAGUUAGAUUCACUUAUCACAAAAUAAUUAAUUUUUUUGCUCUUUCCAUCCUGUAGGCACUAAGAGGGCAA